Messenger RNA from Cynara cardunculus var. scolymus (artichoke), 3251 nucleotides. Its product is annotated as polyadenylation and cleavage factor homolog 4-like. Gene Ontology annotation, biological process: termination of RNA polymerase II transcription. Bases 137 to 3004 code for a protein of 955 amino acids. Lineage: Eukaryota; Viridiplantae; Streptophyta; Magnoliopsida; Asterales; Asteraceae. Gene Ontology annotation, cellular component: cytoplasm; mRNA cleavage factor complex. The transcript is spliced from 8 exons. The record is from RefSeq and is a predicted model, not a curated record. Gene Ontology annotation, molecular function: mRNA binding; RNA polymerase II complex binding.
CUCUCUCCCCCUCAAUAUCUGGAAGCCAUUAACUCAAAAACUCUUAAAAAGCUUCAUCAAAACCCUCAAACAAACCCUAACUCACUACCCCUUUCCACUAUCAAUUUCAAUUUUCAACACCGACCAAGCAACACCAAUGGAGGGUACCAGUUUUCUGACUAGUAGAAGUAUUGGGUUCAGGCCGUCACACAAUGAUUCGGUUCUCCCGUUGGCUAAUAACUGUAAUCAGAAGUCACUAACUCCGAUUUGUGAUCGAUUCAAGGGUUUGUUGAAGGAACGAGAGGAAGAUAUUAGGGUUUCUAGUGGACGACAUGACGAGAUUGAGAUUCCGUCGCCGAGUAGUGAAGAAAUUGUUGAGUUAUAUGAAAUUGUUUUGUCGGAGUUGACUAUCAAUUCGAAACCGCUCAUUACUGAUCUCACGAUAAUCGCUGGAGAGCAGAGAGAACAUGGUGGUGGCAUUGCGGACGCCAUUUGUGCAAGAAUUAUCGAGGUUCCAGUUGAGCAAAAACUUCCUUCUCUAUAUCUUCUUGAUAGUAUUGUCAAAAAUAUCGGUAGAGAUUACGUGAGGCACUUUUCUGCUCGUUUGCCUGAGGUCUAUUGUUUGGCAUACAGGCAAAUCCACCCAAAUAUGCAUCCUUCCAUGCGCCAUCUUUUUGGCACCUGGUCAACUGUAUUCCCAUCUUCUGUUCUUUGCAAGAUUGAAGCUCAACUACAGUUUUCUCCCUCAGCAAGUCAUCAAUCUUCGGGUUUAAAAGCUUCUGAAUCUCCACGGCCAGCUCAUGGUAUACAUGUCAAUCCAAAGUACUUGGAAGCAAGACGUCAAUUUGAAAACUCAACUACAGAUAGUAAAAUACAACAAGCAAGAGCAACUUCAACUUCAGAGAUUCUUGAACAACCCUCCUCAGGAUUUGAUGAAUAUGAAUCUGAUAGUAGGGAGGCACUGUCGUCACAUACUGGAUCACGCAAGUUAGAUUUAAGUAGUAACGUGGGUCGUAAUCCUUUCAGUCUUGGCCAUGCAAGGCCUCCAUCACCAUCCCUAGAUGAAUUUGCUUUGGAUGAUUCUCCUAAAAAGGUUGUUGAAGGAACAUCAUCAUCUCAUGAAUAUGGUCGUAGACCUCAUGGCAUGGCGGUCAAAGAUGAGGAUUUACGUGAUUGGCAGAGACCCCAGCAGUCCGAUGGCGCCUUGCCACAGAUUGAAACAACUGCUUCACACUGUAUAAGUAACGGAUUUGACAUUCAGAGACCCAGGGCCUUGAUUGAUGCUUAUGGAACAGAUGAGAGGAAUAAAACAACGAACCCAAAGCUCCAACACACGAAAAACUUAAUUACAAAUGGAUUAGGUGGUAAGAGUGCUGGACAGACGUGGCAGAAUACUGAAGAAGAGGAGUUUGAAUGGGAAAAUAUGAGUCCCACGUUAGUAGACCGCGGUCCUGCUACUGAUCCUGCCCCCGGAGCCUACCGAGCCAACCAGUCUACGUUUGCAAAGACUGAUUUGAGCAGAGGCAAUUGGUCUAACCAGGAGCUGAUUCAUUCAGUUGCCCCUAACCAUGCAGUUUCGUCGUCUGAUCAUGGAUUAAAGCGGAAGAUUAGUGGAUUUCACAACGAGCCAUCAGAUAAUCCAGUUUCUCAUUAUCCACAAGAAUCAUGGAACCUUUCUCAUGAUCAGCCUUGGGCUACUCUGCAUCAUUACAAUCCUCGUGGGCAAAGGCCUCCGCUCAUCGAUAGCUUUCCACGUGCCAACGCACAUCAUCUCUUGUCGUUGACACCUAGAAUGAAUUCGUCAAGUGUCAAUAUGAUGAAUCCGGAGGUCUCUAUACCAUCAUCGAAAGGAUCUUGGCGAUCCUCACUGAAUAUGCAAACAUCUCAACCAGUUCCACCUUUUAAGAAACAUAUUAGGAGUCAGUUUGACAUGUUGAAGACCGGCAAUUCAGCAGCAAAUGAAAAUGUGUCGUUUUUGCAUCAACCAUUUGAUGUUAAUGAAAAUAGAGUACCGAACCAACUACCUCAAAUGCAUAGUCAGCAGGCGGGGUUGGUUUCUAAUCAGCAAAGACCAAAGUUCCCACCUCAUUUAUCGCUACCCCAAGAGGUUCGAUCGAAUAUGGUACCACCUGCUUUAGCUUUUAAUCCGUCACAUACAACAAUACAACCCAUGUUUCGUGGGUAUACCCCUCAAAGAUUCGACACCUCUGGAGGUGCUUCUAUGAAUCCAGUUCAUGGUAUGCAAUCUUCUAUGCCUUUUCUUGGUGUCGGUUUCCCCCCUCUACCUCCAGGCCCCCCUCCUUCCUCUUUUCCCCUGAAACAGAUUCCUCAAUUCCCUCCAUCAGUUGCUCCAACCCCUCCAGCGGGGGGUGCACUCUCCGGCUUGUUUAGUUCUCUUGUGGCCCAAGGUCUGCUCUCUCUGACUAAACCGAGUUCUGAACAGGCCUGUGUUGGGCUUGAGUUUGAUCCAGAUGUUCUCAAGACACGUCACGAGUCUGCAAUAACUGCUUUAUAUGCUGAUCUUCCACGGCAAUGCAAAACUUGCGGUCUUCGAUUUAAGUUGCAAGAAGAACACAGCAAUCAUAUGGAUUGGCACGUCACCAAAAAUCGAGUAUCAAAAAAUCAUAAACAAAAGCCUUCUCGGAAGUGGUUCCCUAAUGCUAGUAUGUGGCUUAGUGGGACAGAAGCAUCGGGAGCUGAUGCAGUUCCGGGAUUUCUUAAUCCGUCUGAAAAUGUUGUUGAAAAGAAGGAUGAUGAAGACAUGGCUGUUCCAGCGGACGAAGAUCAGAAUGUUUGUGCACUAUGCGGUGAGGCGUUUGAUGAUUUUUACAGUGAUGAAACAGAAGAAUGGAUGUAUAGAGGUGCGGUCUACAUGAAUGCUCCAACGGGAUCUGUUUUAGGCAUGGAUAGAUCUCAACUUGGGCCAAUAGUUCAUUCUAAAUGCCGAUCUGAGUCUGCUGUGGCCCCUCCCGAUGAUUUUGGCAACAAUGGACGGGUAUGUAUUAGAGAGCAUACACGGAGUUAGCGGUUCUUAAUCGAGCUUUUAGGGAGGAAGCUGUUUGUCGGUUUUCGGAAUGGAGCACAAGAUCGAUGACAUCCCGUUUUUAUUGGCUGCAAACGCUCCGCGGCUUGUGGUGUAUUCUUUUUGAAAACUUGAAUUAUUAGGUUGUGGAUUUACUUUAUGCCAUGAAAAAUUGGCUUUCUUUUGGUUUACGUACAUUUUGGUUUCAUGUUUUUAUGUCAUUCAUAUGUGAAUGAAACGUUAUUUUAUA